Molecule: messenger RNA, 8302 nt
Organism: Podarcis raffonei (Aeolian wall lizard)
Lineage: Eukaryota; Metazoa; Chordata; Lepidosauria; Squamata; Lacertidae
Gene: PDE2A
Product: phosphodiesterase 2A
Exons: 30
Coding region: 429-3164 (911 amino acids)
Biological process (GO): regulation of mitochondrion organization; positive regulation of gene expression; cGMP catabolic process
Cellular component (GO): cytosol; perinuclear region of cytoplasm; mitochondrial matrix
Molecular function (GO): 3',5'-cyclic-GMP phosphodiesterase activity; 3',5'-cGMP-stimulated cyclic-nucleotide phosphodiesterase activity; 3',5'-cyclic-AMP phosphodiesterase activity
Source: RefSeq, a predicted model, not a curated record
UUAGAGAGGCGGGUGGAGAGAAGCUGCGCUCUCGCUUUCUGUGCAGGAAAGCGCUUGUGGAUCGUGCUUCCUAACUCACGCAAAAACCCGGGCUGGUCCUGGUGAGCGAGGCUCCCUCGCCAGGCACGGCAGAUGAGUUGGGGAGCGGGGGGGGGCUUGGCUUGGCUCGGCGCCCCGUUCCUGCCUCCCUCGCCCGGGCGCACACACUCCUGCAUCAUCCUCGCACAGAGAGAGGCAGCCGCGCGCUCUCGCGCCGAGGGAGAGCCGCCUUGCAGACCGCAGCGGUUCCAGCCGGAGCUUGGAGGAAAUGGGCAGGACGAGACUCUCUCUUCCAGGGCAGGCGAGCUGAGCCCCGUCUCCCCGCAGCCUCAGCACCACUUUCGAGGGACCCAGCAGGCUGGCCGGAUCGCAGGUGAUGGGCUCCGGACAUGGGCACCUUCUCCGAGAGUGAUGCCUUGCUGAGCCUGGGCUCUGUCAUCGAUGUCUCCAGCCUCCGGGAAGUCAUCAAAGAUGCCAUCGCCUCAGUGCUCCCCAAAGUGGAAAGAGUAUAUGUCUACCUCGUGGAUGGGGAAACCCGGCUGACGUGCAACGACCCACCCCAUGAGUUCCCACAGGAGGGAAAACUUGGAGAUGCCGUCCUGCAGCAGAAGAGGGUGGAUUGCAAAGGGCUGCCGCCGGCUGAGUUGCAGGGCAAGCCCAUGGUUGGCCUGGCCGCCCCGUUAGCCCCGGAUAAGCAAGUGUUGAUCAUCCCCUUGGCGGACAAGGAUGCAGGGACCGUGGUCUGUGUCAUCCUGGUACACUGCAGUCAACUCUCUGAAUCGGAUGAGCUGAACCUUCGUGCUUUAGAGAAGCACAUCCUGGUCUCCUACAAGCGCAUCCAAGCCCUGCAGAAGCUGCAGCCCUGGCCGCAGGUCAGCCUGUCCACCAGCUCGUCGCAGAAUUCUCUCGCAAAAACCGAGGGGGCUCCCAAGAACAGCUACAGCGACUUGGACCGCAAAAUCCUCCAACUGUGCGGCGAACUGUACGACUUGGAUGCAGCCUCACUCCAGCUCAAAGUUAUUAAUUACCUGAAGCAAGAGACCCAGUCGCCAUGUUGCUGCCUCCUCUUGGUUUCUGAAGACAACCACCAGCUAUUCUGCCAGGUCGUUGGAGACAAAGUGUUGGAGGAAGAGAUCAGCUUCCCUUUAACAGUUGGGCGUCUGGGGAAGGUUGUGGAGGAGAAGAAAUCGAUCACCCUGCAGGACAUCAGCUUGGAGGAGCAUAAGCAGCUGAACAGUAUGCUGGGCUUUGAGGUGACCGCCAUGCUGUGCGUCCCAGUGAUCAGCAGAGCAACCUCGCAAGUCGUGGCGUUGGCCUGUGCCUUCAACAAGCUCGGUGGAGAGAGCUACUCAGAAAUGGACGAGCACAAGAUCCAGCACUGCUUCUGCUACACCUCCACGGUGCUGACCAGCACACUGGCCUUCCAGAAGGAGCAGAAGCUGAAAUGCGAGUGUCAGGCUCUUUUGCAAGUAGCCAAGAAUCUCUUCACACACCUCGAUGACGUCUCGGUGCUGCUGCAAGAGAUCAUCACAGAAGCCCGGAAUCUCAGCAACGCCGAAAUAUGUUCUGUAUUCCUGCUGGACAGAAGCAGCCACGAACUGGUGGCCAAGGUUUUUGACGGGGGCGUGGUGGAUGAUGAGAGCCACGAAUUCCGGAUUCCGGCCGAUCAGGGCAUCGCGGGCCACGUGGCAACCACGGGGAAGAUCCUCAACAUCAAAGACGCCUAUUCGCACCCGCUCUUCUACCGCGGGGUGGACGACAGCACCGGCUUUCGCACCCGGAACAUCCUCUGCUUCCCCAUCAAAGACGAGAACCAGGAGGUCAUUGGAGUGGCUGAGCUGGUGAACAAAAUCAACGGGCCUUGGUUCAGCAAAUUUGACGAGGAUCUAGCCACCGCCUUCUCCAUCUACUGCGGCAUCAGCAUCGCCCACUCUCUGCUCUACAAGAAGGUCCACGAAGCUCAGUACCGGAGCCACCUGGCCAACGAGAUGAUGAUGUACCAUAUGAAGGUUUCAGAUGAUGAAUACACCAAGCUCCUCGACGAAGGAAUCGUGCCCGUCUCAGAAAUUGACCCGAACUUUGCCAAAUUCACCUACACCCCGCGUUCCCUUCCGGAGGACGACACGUCUAUGGCCAUUCUGAGCAUGUUGCAGGACAUGAAUUUUAUCAGCAGCUACAAAAUCAACCGCCAGACCCUUGUCAGGUUCUGCCUGAUGGUGAAAAAGGGAUACAGGGACCCUCCGUACCACAACUGGACCCAUGCCUUCUCGGUCUCCCACUUCUGCUACCUGCUCUACAAAAAUCUGGAGCUGGUCAAUUACUUGGAAGACAUCGAAAUCUUUGCUUUGUUCAUCUCCUGCAUGUGCCACGACCUGGACCACAGAGGCACCAACAACUCCUUCCAGGUGGCUUCGAAAUCGGUCUUGGCUGCCCUGUACAGCUCAGAAGGCUCAGUAAUGGAGAGGCACCAUUUUGCUCAGGCCAUCGCCAUCUUAAACACCCACGGCUGCAACAUCUUUGAUCAUUUCUCUCGGAAGGAUUACCAAAGGAUGCUGGACUUGAUGAGAGACAUUAUCCUGGCUACAGACCUUGCUCACCACUUGAGGAUCUUCAAAGACCUCCAGAAAAUGGCAGAAGUUGGCUAUGACCCCAAAAACAAGCAGCACCACAGCCUCCUGCUCUGCCUUCUCAUGACCUCGUGCGACCUCUCGGACCAGACCAAAGGCUGGAAGACCACCCGCAAGAUCGCGGAGUUGAUCUACAAGGAGUUCUUCUCCCAAGGAGAUCUGGAGAAGGCCAUGGGCAACCGGCCGAUGGAGAUGAUGGACCGGGAGAAAGCCUACAUCCCAGAGUUGCAGAUCAGCUUCAUGGAGCACAUUGCCAUGCCCAUCUACAAGGUCCUCAACGACCUCUUCCCCAAGUCGGCCGAGCUGUACGAGAGGGUGGCUAGCAACCGGGAGCACUGGAUGAAGGUCUCGCACAAGUUCACCAUCCGGGGCCUCCCCAGCAACAACUCCCUGGACUUUCUGGACGAGGAAUACGACCUGCAAACGAUGGGUGAGAACAACGGCCUCAAGAUGAACGGGUGCCUGGACUCGGAAGACGGGCACAUGGAGGCAGAAUGACGCCCCCAGGCACCUCCCCGCUUGGGGAGGCAUCCGGACACACACAAGUGCAACUUUGCAACCCUUUUCCCUUCCGGGAAAACAACGGGGCUGAUUUUGGAAACAAACAAAAAAAGGGGGUUCUUCUUAUUUAUAUAUACAAUGUGCUCUCCCUGCCGCAGGCAUCUCCUUCCAUUGUCACCCACCUCCCUCUCCCCACUCUCCAUGCUCCUCCUGCCAGACACCUACACCUCACCCCACCCCCACUGCAACACCUCGCAGACCGGCUUCCUCCAUGAGGACUAGGAGCCUGCCAGCUUGCUGUCGUUUCUAAGCUUCCUUGCGCAGUUGAGUGGGAUGAAUGCACGACACACACACCCCGCCCCACACCACCCAACCCACUUGACUCACCCGCUCAUCGUCAGCGUCUGGUCAGGCAAAGUCAUCUUUGGGUAGCCUGGUGAGAUGUGCGUGUGUUCCCCAACUCUGGUAGCACAGUCGUUUAGGGCUUUAAAUGCUAAAUGUGAUCAGCAACAGGUAAAACUGCCCCGGCAGAAUGCAGCCCACCUCACACACCCCCUCUCCUAUACCCAGAAAUGCAAUUCCUUCUCAUAGUCAAGGCUGAGAGCUGUUUCACAUGGAACUACUGUCUUGCGCCUCUGGUCCCACACACUCAGUAAUGCCCACACUGGCUGGCAGUGACCCACCCAAGGGUCUACCUAGAGAUGCCAGGGUUGAACCUGGCACUUAGACUUGCCCCCCGCUGCCAAAGGAGAAACACAGAAUUGCAGAGUUGGAAGAGACCCUGACAACCAGCUAGUCCAACGUUCCCCAAAUUUGGGUCGCCAUCUUUUUUUUGGACUACAACUCCCAUCAUCUAGGCAGGACCAGUGGUCAGGGAUGAUGGGAACUGUAGUCCAAAAACAGCUGGAGAUCCAAGUUUGGGAAAUCCUGUUCUGGCCCAAUUCUAGGCUUGAAAGGACACCUUUCUCUUUCGGUAUUCUGAACCGAACCAGCCAGGUCUGUAGUCGAAGGAGAUCCAUCCACCCCUUUAGCAAAUCGUGGUUCACUGAGUUCAGGCUUCCAGUUUCUUCUCCCUCUUCUUUUGAAACAUCGUGUUCUCCUUCCUGGCAUUGGACCUUCAGGUUGCUAAGCCGUUCGGAGUACAGGGCCCCAACAGUCGAGUCAGUGAUGGGCUGCCUCCUCUUCCACCCUAGGCAGCUCUCGAAAUAAUUCGGAGUUCUGAGGUUAAUUUCCCAGGCAUCCUCUUCAUCCCCGGAAAGGUAUUGCUGUUCCUGGAUUGGGUCCAGAACAAGCUUCCGGUGCCUGGCAGGCCCUGAAUUGCACGACGCCGUGGGAGCAGUAACGGGGGUCCUGUUGGCAAUUUGAAACCUUUAUGGACUGGGCUGCGUGUGCUUGUGGGGCAGGGUGUUAGCAGGUUAUGGGGAAAGCAAGAGUUUGCUGGAGAAUACAAAGCUCAGACCGGGAAAACAAUGCAGGAAACUUGCUACUUAAGCAGGUGCAUAAAAACAAAACCAUGGUUUGGCUUAGCAUGCCAUCCAAACCCAGGAUCUUGGCUAAGGCGUUUCGUCCCUGGGGAUGGGCGAGUCUGACAAUUCCAGCUUCUCUUAAUUUCUCAUUCCCCCCAAUCUUAAAUUCCCUGCAUUUCCACAUCAGUUUGCAAUACCGUCCUCGUGAAAAGCCAUCGCCAUUUCAGCGCAGAUCACACACACACCCCUGUGAAUAUUUUUGUACGCAAUUUUGCCUAACGUGCACUUUUGUAAAUUAUUUUCACCGAUAUACACAUUUUGAAGCGCACAUCGCCUGAGCAUGGGGAUCUUUGUACGCAACGCUUGGCUGGAGAGCGGAUCUGCAAAAUUCAGAGAAGUGCAGAUUUCGAAAGGCAGCUGUGCUUCAGUUUAUGUAUCGCUUCGGAAACUGUAAAUUAAGUAGAUUCACCUUGCAAUGUGAAUUGAAUUUCUCCCUCACCCCUGCUCACCCAUAACCACAAUCUAUAGCCAAGUUUUGACCUAUGGUUACAGGUUGUUAAGGUGGAGAGAUCUCAACUAUUGUCCCAGCUUCAGAUGACGCACUAAGCCAAAUGCAAAGGCAACUGGUGUUCGGAAGCAUCACUGCCUCUAACCUUGCAGGCAGACCACAUCCAUCGAGGCUAGUGGUUAUUGAUAGCUGUCUCCACGAAUUUGUCCAAUCCUCUUUUAAAGCCAUCUAGGAUAGUGGUCGUUGUUGCCUCCUGUGGCAGGGAGUUCCAUAGAUAACUAUCCAACACCCAAAUAUGGCUGGGACUUCUGGGUUGAGGAAUGUCAGGCUCAAAGAAGGGGUGUGAUUUCAUAGAAACAUAGAAAUGUGAAUUCAGGAGGGACCCCCCCAGGGCCAUCUAGUCCAACCCCCUCCAAUGCAGGAAUUUCAACUGGAUCCUUCAUGACAGAUGGCCCUCUAACCUCUGCAUAAAAACCUCCCAGGAAGGAGAUGGCCACCAGGUCUUGUGGGAGACAGUUCCACUGUCAAACAGCUCUUGCCAUCAGAAAGUUCUUCCUGAUGUUGAGUCAGACUCUCCUUUCUUGUAACUUGAAGCCAUGGGUUCCGGUCCUACCCUCCAGAUCAGGAGAAAACAAAGUUGCUCCAUCUUCCAUGCGACAGCCCUUGAGAUAUUUGAAGAUGGUUGUCAUAUCUCCUCUCAGUCUCAGUCUCUUUUCCAGGCUAAACCUUUACCCAGCUCCUUCAACUGUUCCUCAUCAGGCUUGGUUUCCAGACUCUGGAUCAUCUUGGUCACCUUCCUCUGUACACUUUCCAGCUUGUCAACAUCCUUCUUAAAUUGUGGUGCCCCAAAAUGGACACAGUAUUCCAGGUGUGGUCUGACCAAGGCAGAAUAGAGUUGGACUAUGACUUCCCUUGACCUGGACACUAGACUUCUGUUGAUGCAGCCUUGAAUAGCAUCAACAGAACUGAUAGCCUCCUCCAUGAAUUUGUCUGAUCCUCUUUUAAAGCCAUCUAGGUUCAUGGCCAUCGCUGCCUCCUGUGGCAGUGAGUUCCAUCGUUUAACUAUCCAGCACCCAAGUACAGCUGGGACUUCUGGGUUGAAGGAUGCCAGGCUAAAAGAAGAAGGGGUGUGAUUUGCAUUCCUGAUGCUGCUGAAGGCCUUUUGCGCUCACUAAAUUGCCAUUUCGAAAGCCGCUUGGCAGAGAAUCUCAGGACGAGGAGCAAAGUCAGAGAAGCAUGUUGCAGCAGUGCUAAGGAAGCAUGAUUCACACCCUCUCCCUCUUUCUCUUAAAAGUGAUGGGCAGAGUGAUGUUUCCCUGCUUGAGUCUCCACUCUGGACCAAACACAAGAGCAAAGUCAUGAAUAGCUGGAAAUGAUAGCUGUAGGGUGCCACUCCUGAAAACUUGUUUAAGAACCUAAGAUGAACCUGCUGGACCAGACCGAUGGCCCAUCUAGUCCAGCACCCUCUUCUCACAGUGCCAGCCAGGCGCGGGCAGGAUUCAAACUCAAGAGCAAUUCCCUCCCCUCCUGCAUUUGCCAGCAGCCGGUGGUUUGCGCCAGUGCCCAAAGCACAUGAGUGGGUUCCCUUCAAAAUACCAAAUUUUAAAAACCAGGUCUCCGCUGAAACUGGCCUUGCUUUGGGAAAGUUUUGUGGGCACUGAAAACCACCUCCCCUGCUUUCUUUGCAUCUAUCUGCGCCAAAGAUGUUGGCACUUCUCCAAACCACCUCCCUUCUCCUCGUGUGCCCCUCUCUGCCUGCUGGCGAUACGGCGGUUCAUGUGUCUUUUUUUUUGCCAAGGCGUUUGCAAAGAAAGUCCUGUGGCUUACCUGGGCCAUGGAGGUUCGAUCACAGUGUGGGAAUAUGAGGCCGAGAACCACCUCGAGGGAAAAGAGAGGGAACAUGGCACGGAGAAGGAGCAUAAAUGGGCACCGGCCGAGUUUUUUGGCAGCGUCAUAGAAUUUGUCUACUUGGAAGGGCCCCCUAAUACUCAUCUAGUCGUACCCCUUGCAAAGCAGGAACGAGCUACUUUCAAAUGAGCUGUUUUCAAAAAGGGUAUCAAAGUCAGAGAGUGGGGUCUCCUUCUCCUUCGCUUGAAGAAGAGAAAGCCCCCUUCCAUAGCCAUCAUGUUUGAAACUCUGGAUAUUCUGAAUCACAGAGUUGUAGAGCUGGAUGGGGCCUCCAGAGGCCACGUAGUCCAACCCCCUGCAAUGCAGGAAUGUCAAAGUUCACAUUCUCAAUCGGACAUUUGAGCUCUGUCCCUUGACAACGUCAUCUUUACAGCCUCGAGCAUUAACGCGCUAGACCAGUCUUUGUCCACCAGGACUACAACGACCAUCGUCCUCAGCCAUCCCCUCUGCGCUGGCAGGGGCUGAUGGGCGUUGUAGUACAUAGCACCUGGAGGGCGCCUGGUUGGCAAAUGGAUGCCCACGUUAUCUCUCUGGCCUGUUUCAUUUUGCACUCGCGCACGGUCCCUUUUGCAACGCGGCUCACACGAAUCUUUGCUGAGAUUUCCUUGGCUUUCUGCAUCGGCCGGUUCCUGUCAUCACUGCCAGUUUCUAUCUUUGGGAAAAACGGGUCUUUUUCGGUAUCAGUCCUCUCUCACUCAAAGACCAACGCAAGGGCUCCCGAGAACCAUUCAAGUGUUACACAUUUAUUACAAAAUAAAAAUAAUAAUAAAAAUGGCGGUCCUCUGCCCCUCCCUGCCUCCCCGCGAGUGACAGGAGUGUCUGUGCGAAUCCUGCUGCAUAGUUGUCCUGUAUUUAACAAGAACAAGACAAAGAGGAACACCGAGGUGUCCUGUGUGACACUGGUGUUUGCCCAUUGCGGCCAUAUCCUUACUGGUUUUAAUGUGGGUGGGUGUGUUGUCACGUGUGUGUGUGUGUGUGUGUGUGUGUCUGCAGAUAUAUAUAUACACAAUAUAUAUCCCAACAUGUAGAUACUGUUUGAGAGAGUCAGGUCAGUAGGGAUAUUCUCUUUGCGUGGGGCGGGGGGGACCGUGUUAAAAAAUAUUUCCAAUUUGCUUUCCUGUCUUUUCUUAAUGAUAGUUGAUUCAUUCUGGGUUUUUGGGGAGGGGGGCUGGGCUGCCUCCUUUUCCUCCCCUGAAUAGAUGUGAAGGGGCAAAAACGAGGAUUCUCUUUUCCUAAUAAAUUUCAUAUGCAGA